CUUUAGCGCGGUCAUGACACCUCUCUCUGCUGGCCAACGCCACGCUGCCCAGUUCGAGCGCCUGGAGGGUCGAUUUUUCCGAGUAGGUGGCUCAAAUCUCGAACCGGCAGGAGCCCCCUCUCAUAGCGAUGACGAGAGCGACGACGACACAAAUUUCAUCGUACGAGGGGGGCUCCGAAAAUCGACAGAGGCUGCAGCCGAUUCUUUCGCCGUGCGACAGCUUUGGGCCAAGCGCCAAAUUAACAGCGUCGUCUUCUACCUAGUGCAGUGGGAGAGUCACGAAGACCUCACGUGGGAGCCCACACAUAACUUACCAUUAGACCUUGUGGCAAGGUUCGAGGCGAGCCAUAAGCACUCCGUGUGGGCCUAUCAGUCCACUCGUGGCAGGCUUCGGCAGCUGAGAGCAGAGUGCCCCACACGCCGAUCGACGCGAAUUCGCGCUCGCAGCUCCCUUCGUCGGCAACUCGGCUAACAUCUGCGCUAGCAUCGAAUAUGUAGGCUCCACUUGUCCCCCAAACACUCUCUUUUAACACUGUAAUAUAUUCUGCA
Messenger RNA from Phytophthora nicotianae INRA-310, 549 nucleotides. RefSeq lists its product as hypothetical. NCBI's taxonomy places the organism in Eukaryota, Oomycota, Peronosporomycetes, Peronosporales, Peronosporaceae. The record is from RefSeq and is a predicted model, not a curated record. The transcript is spliced from 2 exons. Bases 14 to 472 code for a protein of 152 amino acids.